Messenger RNA from Carcharodon carcharias (great white shark), 789 nucleotides. Its product is annotated as phenylethanolamine N-methyltransferase-like. The record is from RefSeq and is a predicted model, not a curated record. Gene Ontology annotation, cellular component: cytosol. NCBI's taxonomy places the organism in Eukaryota, Metazoa, Chordata, Chondrichthyes, Lamniformes, Lamnidae. Bases 1 to 789 code for a protein of 262 amino acids. The transcript is spliced from 3 exons. Gene Ontology annotation, molecular function: phenylethanolamine N-methyltransferase activity.
AUGUUGAGAUCUGCUGAUGUCACUGAUAGGUACCAGCUCUUCAAUCCCCAGGCUUACCUUCAGAACAACUAUAUGCCUCCUCGAGCCAAUUUUGACAGUGAGGACUGUGUCGUUCCCUGGAAACUCCGCUGCUUUGCAUCUUCAUUCUCAACAGGUGAAAUCCGUGGCCACACCCUCCUGGACAUUGGGUCCGGCCCAACUCUGUACCAGGUCAUCAGCGCCUGUGACUUCUUCAACAAGAUUGUGAUGUCUGAUUAUUUGGAGGUGAACCGGGAGGAGUUGCAGAAAUGGCUGCGAGGAGAGGCCGGAGCCUUCGACUGGAGCCUCUACAUCAAAUAUGUCUGCGGCCUUGAGGGGAAGAGUGAUCAGUGGGAAGAGAAGGAGCAGAGACUGCGGGAAACAAUUAAAGAUGUCUGUCACUGCGACAUCAUGCAGCCAAACCCUCUGCAUCCUAAGGUGCUGGAUCCUGUUGAUGCUAUCAGCACCACUUUCUGUCUCGAGUCUGUCUGUCCAGAUAAGAAAUCAUUGGAGAAGGCGCUGGCCAACAUCACUUCACUCCUGAAACCAGGAGGUUUCCUCCUGAUGAUCGGGGCACUUGGGGAAUCUUAUUACCUGGCUGGUGAGGUGAAACUCAGUGUUGUUCCUCUUGAUGAAGAUUACGUGAAGGAGGCAGUGAGCAAGUCUGGCUACAGAAUCUGCGUCUUCAAAACAUACAACAUGCCGUCUGAACUGAAAAUUGGGGUUGAUGAUGUGCGCGGUGUUUUCUAUCUCCAAGCACAAAAAUUCUGA